GCUGGAGGACCAGCUACCCUACUACAGCCUCUGUGCUCUGAAGAGGCCCUAGUAAGGACCAUGUUCCUGUCUUCACUCCUUGUCUUCCUUCUGUGUGUGGUGACAGCAUCGCGCUCAGAAGUCAAAAUCCAUGAGGAUGCUCAGAAGACCUGUUCAGUGAUUAACUGUGGCCUUCCAGGCAGAGAUGGGCGAGAUGGGCCCAAGGGAGAAAAGGGAGAGCCAGGACAAGGACUCAGAGGCUUACAGGGCCCUCCAGGAAAAAUGGGGCCUCCAGGAGUUAUGGGGUCUCCAGGACCAAAGGGUAUCAAAGGAGAUCCUGGAAGCAGUUCAGAUGCCGAGGCUAAGUUAGCUAACUUAGAGCGAGAGAUAAGGAGCCUGAAAUCAGAACUGGAAUACACAAGAAAAUUGCAAGCCUUCUCCCUGGGCAAACAAUCUGGAAAGAAAUUCUACGUGACCAAUGGUGAAAAGAUGCCUUUUUCCAAAGUGAAGUCUGUGUGUGCAAAUCUCCAAGCCUUUGUGGCCACACCCAGGAAUGCCGAGGAGAACCGAGCCAUCCAGGCCGUGGCUACAGACACUGCCUUCCUGGGCAUCACAGAUGGGGAGACAGAAGGGCAGUUCAUGUAUCUGACAGGAGAGAGGAUAACCUACAGCAACUGGAAGAAGGAGGAACCGAAUGACUUUGGCUCAGGGGAGGACUGUGUGAUCAUGCAUAAAAAGGAUGGGAUGUGGAAUGACAUCUCCUGCUCCUCCUCUUUCCAGGUUGUCUGUGAAUUCCCAGUCUGAAGAGGCAGCUCCCUCAGCUGCCUUCCCGGCUCCCUGCUGCCCUGAAAGAGAAUUCAAUGCCGGCUUUCCCACAUCCAGUGUUGACUCAUUCCUUCACGGGGAGGACAAUGAGGGGAAUAUAUUUGAGUAUGGGAUGAGGAAAUGAGAAGAAACCAACAGGGGUCUUGGGUCCAGUCCAUGAUAAAGGGCACUUUCUGUCCUGUCCAAGACAUGGGUCAGAAUCACCCAUGGAAAGUGCCCAGCAGGGGGUCCAGUGGCGGGUCACAUCUGUGUCUGGGUAGGCAGUCACGAUCAGCCAUUUCCUUUUUCCUCUUGCUACCACUUGAUACCAACCUCUCCUGCUUGACUUCCUCCCCAUGGCUGGUUCAGCAUGUCUACGACAUGGGUGUUUUUUUCAGCUGUUCAUGAGCCACACCAGAAAACCUGUUGCUACCAGACUAACACCCAGCAGUGUCCUUCCUUCUGUGACAUCCUCAUCCCAUCACAGUACCACAGGUCCAUUAUUAUUAGAGAUAAGAGGAACCCUUCCCCCAUGUGAGUUUCACACGCUGGCUACAUCAUCAUUCAUCCUGCAAAUAAAAGAGGGUGCUGAUGCCGUGCUCAGAGCCAUGGGUGUCUGUCAGCAAUCUCAAGGUGGGUGAAGCUGAAAUUAAAUGCAGCCCAUGGAGUCAUAAGGAAGAGUGAAUUCUAACUUCAGUGUGUGCCAUAUGGAAAAUGAGAUUGGCAACUAUUUCAUGAAUUGGCCAAGGGCUACUUUAGC
Molecule: messenger RNA, 1543 nt
Organism: Talpa occidentalis (Iberian mole)
Lineage: Eukaryota; Metazoa; Chordata; Mammalia; Eulipotyphla; Talpidae
Product: mannose-binding protein A-like
Exons: 5
Coding region: 61-783 (240 amino acids)
Biological process (GO): surfactant homeostasis; positive regulation of phagocytosis
Cellular component (GO): multivesicular body; rough endoplasmic reticulum
Source: RefSeq, a predicted model, not a curated record